GCUCCCGCUCCCCCUCCCCCGGGCUCCGGCCGCAGCUCCCCACUAUGGCUGCGCUCCGGAGGCUCCUGUGGCCGCCUCCUCGGCUGUCGCCGACUCUCGCCCCCCAGCAGCCCUUCCUGUCGCCGUGGGGGCGGCCUGCGGGGACGGCUCCGGGCCUGUCGGGCCGGCCUUUCUCCUGCCGGGAGGAGGACGACGACGAGGCGGCGGUGGCGGAGGCGGCGUGGAGGCGGCGGCGCUGGGGGGAGCUGAGCAUCGCGGCGGCGGCGGGCGGGGGGCUGGUCGGCCUCGUGUGCUACCAGCUGUAUGGGGACCCCCCCAGGGCGGACCCCUCGGAGUCAGCGGCCCCGGAACCUGAGGACCCGCCCCGGGCCAGGGGGCUGCUGCCCAUCCCGGUGGCUGCGGCUAAGGAGACCGUUGCUACUGGCAGAGCUGUUACUGAAGAUUUGGACCUCUAUGCUACAUCUCGAGAGAGACGAUUUCGUUUAUUUGCAUCUAUAGAAUGUGAAGGACAGUUAUUCAUGACUCCAUAUGAUUUUAUUUUGGCUGUUACAACAGAUGAGCCCAAAUUUGCUAAAACGUGGAAGUCACUUUCUAAACAGGAAUUAAGUCAGAUGCUCUCAGAAACACCACCAGUUUGGAAGGGAUCGUCAAAGCUCUUUCGAAAUCUUAAAGAAAGGGGUGUGAUUUCUUACACCGAAUAUCUUUUUCUUUUAUGUAUUUUAACAAAACCUCAUGCAGGUUUUAGAAUAGCUUUCAAUAUGUUUGACACUGAUGGAAAUGAGAUGGUGGAUAAAAAAGAAUUUUUGGUGCUUCAGGAGAUAUUCAGGAAAAAAAAUGAAAAGAGAGAAACUAAAGGAGAUGAAGAGAAGCGUGCAUUGCUGCGUCUUCAACUUUAUGGAUACCAUUCUCCUACUAAUAGUGUACUUAAAACAGAUACUGAGGAACUCGUCUCCAGAAGCUACUGGGAUACCCUGAGACGUAACACAAGCCAAGCGCUCUUUUCAGACCUCGCAGAGCGUGCUGAUGACAUCACAAGCCUAGUAGCAGACACUACACUUCUGGUACACUUUUUUGGAAAGAAAGGAAAAGCAGAGCUCAACUUUGAAGAUUUUUAUAGAUUUAUGGAUAACCUACAAACAGAAGUUCUAGAAAUAGAAUUUCUUUCCUACUCUAAUGGAAUGAAUACUAUCAGUGAAGAAGAUUUUGCCCAUAUUCUUCUACGGUACACUAAUGUGGAAAAUACAUCAGUGUUUUUGGAAAAUGUGCGCUACAGUAUACCUGAAGAAAAGGGCAUCACAUUUGAUGAGUUCAGGUCAUUUUUCCAAUUUCUGAACAACUUAGAAGACUUUGCAAUAGCCCUCAAUAUGUAUAACUUUGCAAGCCGUUCUAUAGGACAAGAUGAAUUUAAACGUGCUGUCUAUGUAGCUACUGGACUGAAACUUUCCCCACAUUUGGUCAACACCGUCUUCAAGAUUUUUGAUGUUGACAAAGAUGACCAGUUAAGUUACAAAGAGUUUAUUGGAAUUAUGAAAGACAGACUCCAUAGAGGAUUCCGGGGUUAUAAAACAGUCCAGAAGUAUCCGACCUUCAAAUCCUGCCUGAAAAAAGAACUUCACAGCAGAUAAAUCCUCCUAAAACGAAGACUGAAGGAUUAUGAUCUGUGUGACAAGGCAAGAAGCAAGUUUCAGAGUGUGGAUCCAAGUGUGAAGUCAGAGCAUGCAGAAAAUAAAGGGAAAGUGAAAUACUAUGAAAUUACUUUUUUUUCCUUAAGCUGAGUUUGUCAAUGUGAAACAGAGGAGAACUGAACCUUCUAAUUACAAGGUUUAACCCUGGGUUUGAUCCCUAGCGCCACCAAGAGAACACGUACUGCAGAUGCUGAAUAUGAUCAGUUGACCUUUCACCUUGACUGAUGGAAGUCUGAACUUUUUCAUUCCCUUCACAAGUACAUGGGUAGUCCCAGUAACUGAGAAUGUAUUUAGAUGUCUAUUUAUUUAUUAGAAAUGUCUUUAUUUCAAAAGAAUUUAUGAAUGAUAGAAUAUAGAUAGCUUAAAAACAGAAACACAUUUUCUUCUGGUUUGGACUGUGAACCUGUUUUCAGGCAAUGAAUAUUGCUUCUGACUUGUCUUAGGGCCCUUAGACUUAUUCGUAAGUCCCUGUUAUUUACCUUAUAUUUAAUUACACUGAAGUAAUUUCAGAAAACAAGUGAAAAUUUACUACAUAAUAUGAUGGUUUACAUUGUACUUUCAACUUUUAAAAGUACUUAUGUAAUUUACAUUGUUGGAUUUGUGUAAAUUUUUGUUUGUUUUGCUCUUCUUUGUGUGUUUUGUUUUAUUUCUGUACCAAAGUCAACAGGAUUUCAGGUAUUUUAUUUAAAAAACAAUUUAGAUUAUUUUUUUUUUUUUGAAGAAAGGGUAGUGAUCACAUGCUGAUGCUAGAAGCCAGGACAGUGAUAGUAGUAAUUACCAUGGGGUAAACGUGGUGCUGCUCCUAAUUGCAAGUAGAAUAUAUGGAAAUAAUAUUAGUAAUAUACUGGAUAUUAUUAACAUAUGUCUAUAGCAUCAAAACUAAUAAAUGAUUUAGAAGAUUGAUGUACAUUUAAUAGGUAGAAGAUAAUCUUUUGUUUCUUGCAAAAGGACCACAUGCAAAAUUGAUCCAAACAGCCAGUAGUGAUGAAUCAUUUAUAUAUAACUCAUUAUGUCGAAAUAAUAUGUCUUAAAAGGGAAAAUAAAACUUUCUAUUGAAAAAAACCCACUUGAGAAACUGGCCAAGACAGUUAUAACUCAAGGCCUGCCUGGGCUGUAACACAAGCUCAAGGCACUUGGGCAACUUAGAAGAACCCUGCCAAAAAUAAAAAUGCUGGGGAAAUAAGUAGCUGGCAGAGUACUUGCCUACCAUGUGUGAGGCCUCAGGUGUAAUUCCCAACACUGCAAACAAUUUUUUUUCAGAGCUGAGGCAAUCGCUCUACCACUGAGCUAAAUCCCCAACCCCACAAAUUUUUUUAAAACAAAAAAAGGAAGGAAGGAAAGAGGAUAAAGAAAUCUUAGAUUUUUCACACUAAAAAAGAAUUUUAGAAUACUUAAUAGAACUUUGGCUACCUGAUAAAAUUGGCUUAUGCAAAGGUAUUAUAAAAUAAAGCAAUGAGUUUAAGUUAAUAUAUUUAUAUAUUGCAUGUAUUACAUUAUUAAUCUAAUAUCUAAAAGAUUAAUAUAUUCAUUUAUCUUCUUCCAUAAGACUUAUUUAGUAUAAAUUGCAUACACUCCAACCAUUACUUUCUUUUGCAUAUGAAAAUAGGAAACACUGGCUUUAUUUUUCUAAGUUAUUGACUGUGAACUUGAUCUGCAUCAGCUUAUUUAUAAAAGUAAUGUUAUUUCAGUGUUAUUAGUAAUGAUUGAUUUUGUGUUUUUUAGACUUUUCCACAUUCUUUGUCUGGUAUUAUUUAUUGCACCAAUAUAGAAAUAUAAUGUACAAAAUAGUAUAGUAUACUUAUUUAAUUUCACCUGCUUUGAAAUUUUAGUCAUUUGAUGUCUAGACUGAGAUACCUACCUACCUACUCAUUUAUCAUGCCUCAGGCCUGGAAUGUUCUUGGUAAUAUAUGAAAUGUAAAAUAAUUGAAAAAGUACAAACUAGUCUUUGGCAUUUGUCAUAAAUAAAUGGAAACCUUGUUAAUAUGGACUAAAAAUUAAAUAACCUAUUUAAAGAUCCUUUAUAAUUCUUGUCAUUGUCCCAAAGAAAUAACACCUAUAAUAUAAGCAUAGUCACUAUUCUUUAUUGCUUUAUUGUGAAUGGGUCAGUUUAUAAGGUGGCAAGAUAAUAUAAAAAUGAAAAUAAAUAAAAUAGUCUGAUGAAUUAAUAUGGUAAAAGAAUAGUGAAUUACAAUGAUUCCCUUUGUAUCACUCUUAAACAUUUUUGUCUAUAAAAUGGAGGUAGAAAUAUCUCACUGGGGUGUUGGCUACAUCAACUGAAAUAUUUUGAAUGUUUUGCAAAUAAUGCACUAAAUACACAUAUGUUAGCUUCAAUUUUUUCCUCUACAAAUUAUACAGAUUUGACAAACAUUAAACUCUACAUAAAAUUUUAGUGUUAUGCUUCUUAAAGAAAGUCUACAUGAUAAAUGAUACUUGGUACUUUUCAGAAUAGUUUAUAAUAAAUUGUUUUAGCUUAAAGUCUGAUUGUUACUAUAAAUCUUAAUUUUAAAGCUACAUGUCUUACAUUGUUUUAUUAUCUUAAAAUAAAUGUACCUUCUUUGAACCAAGAAA
Molecule: messenger RNA, 4253 nt
Organism: Peromyscus maniculatus bairdii (prairie deer mouse)
Lineage: Eukaryota; Metazoa; Chordata; Mammalia; Rodentia; Cricetidae
Gene: Micu3
Product: mitochondrial calcium uptake 3
Biological process (GO): calcium import into the mitochondrion; mitochondrial calcium ion homeostasis
Cellular component (GO): uniplex complex
Molecular function (GO): calcium ion binding
Source: RefSeq, a predicted model, not a curated record